This is a messenger RNA of Macrosiphum euphorbiae (potato aphid), 1479 nucleotides long. The record is from the annotation of a GenBank genome assembly. NCBI's taxonomy places the organism in Eukaryota, Metazoa, Arthropoda, Insecta, Hemiptera, Aphididae.
AUGGAUUUUAAUAUGGCUAUCAAAACAGAAUUAAAUGAUAUUAAGGUCGAGCCUAUGGACUUUCCAGAUGUCGAUAUUCCAAAUUCUUGUAGUUAUGACGAAGGCAUAAUUCAAAAUAUGAAAAACGAGGAUACGAUGGAAGAUAAAAUAAAUCCAAUUCAAAAUCAUCAAUCAGAAAGCGAAACAGAAGACAUUUAUGAUGAAUGUUAUUCGUGUUUUAUGUGCAAUGUGUCAUACAAUACACAGUUUGACCUAGAUGCACAUUUGAGGACUCACAUUGAUGAUGAUACUUUUCAUCAUAGUAAUAUUAACAGUAUAAGCGAACCUUUACCUCAAUCUUCAAUUAAGCCAUCGAAAUACUUCAGAUGCAAUGAAUGUCUAAAAAUUUGUAAAAGUCAACUGUCAUACAAUGAACACAUGUUAACCCAUACAGGAGAAAAACCACAUCAUUGCCGGGUAUGUGAUCGUAAAUUUCGUCAUAUAGCAAAUUUUCGAACACAUUUAAAAAGUCAUAACAAUGUAAGAACAUUAAUUUGUUCUCUGUGUCAAAAAACUAUUGUUGGCGAAAAAAAUUAUUAUAUACAUUAUAUGGAUGUACAUAAUAAAAUGUCUAUCCGUAAUCCUCGACCUUAUCAAUCUAGUUCAUCUGACAGUGAUGAAGAUUUUAAUCCCAAAGUUUCAUACUAUAAAAAGAAAAAACUUAAUUCACGAAAGUUUAGAAAAGAUAGUGAACCAUUUGGUCCUUUGUUUGCUAAAAAAGCAUGGGAAAAAAAACAACGAGAAUUGGAAAAUGUUAAUUUAGAUGCUGAAGAAGAAAAGAGUGAAAGAGAUGCUGUGCAGGAAGCAAUUGAAAGUUCAAGACAAGAUAUACAAAAUAUGCUUAGAAAAAGAAAACAACAACAAACAGAUUAUAACACUGAAGAAUACCAAAAGUUUCUAGAAACUUUGAUACUAGAAAAAAAUACUACUGGUCAAUUUAAUGAAGCUAAAUUAAUUGGUCCAGUAUUUUGGAAAAAUGCUCUUGUAAAGGCUGGUCUUAUAGAAGAAGAUAUACUUCCAAUGCAAUUUCAAAGUCAACUAAGACUUAUCGAAUGCAUGUCUUGUAGAAAAUGUUUUGCGAGGUUACCAAAAUCUAAUGAAGGUAAUAUUGUGCCGUCUAAACCACCAUGCUCUAGCUGUUUUAUGAUAAAUAAUGAAUCUACAUUAAACAAACAUAGAGCUGAAAAUCACAGUGAACCUCCGCCAUACAUUUGCAAAGAAUGUUUGUUAGAAUCGGAUACAUGGUAUAAAUAUGUCCAGCAUAUGAAAAUGCAUUUGAGAUAUGCAGCAAAAUGUAGUGAGUGUGUAUAUGAUAUGAUGAAUAAACCAGAAAUUGUCAUAUUCUUAUGUCAUAUUUGUGAAAUGUCUUUUGACUCUGAUGAUGAACUUACAGUACAUGUUCAAACGCAUUUAGAAAAUGGACAAAAUAAUGAUAGAUAA